Molecule: messenger RNA, 2058 nt
Organism: Chondrus crispus (carragheen)
Lineage: Eukaryota; Rhodophyta; Florideophyceae; Gigartinales; Gigartinaceae
Exons: 1
Coding region: 1-2058 (685 amino acids)
Source: RefSeq, a predicted model, not a curated record
AUGGACCGUGCCGUCAGCGAGGCUUGGGCUGUCGCGCAGGGCCUGCUCGUCCGCUUCGCGCACGCAUUGCUCGCUCUUCCGGAGUCGUCCGAUGCUGAGGACCUGGAGGACGACCAAGCCCGCGUCGUCGCGGCAAGCGGGCUCUCACUUCUGCCACACCGCUCUGGCCCGCCGUCCGCUUCCGGGCAUAGGGGGUACAGGACGUAUGCCUGGGCCUUUGAGCGCGGAUCAGCAUAUCAGGACUCGUUUGAAGCUCUGGUCGCGCAUGUCACGGCCUUGUCGCCGAGCAUCUACAACCUGGAGGUCGUGUAUGCUCCGUUGCAGCAGUUUAUUGGGAAUAGCGGGCGCUUGUUACAUGCGUGGCAGCAACCGGAUGAUGUGGCUAGCGUGCUAUCGGGGCCUGGUGUGGAAGCGGAGUACGCUAUUCUGCCGGCUUUCGUAAGCAAGGCGGUGGAUGUCUUUGUUAAGGCAGCACGAAAUGAUGUGCGGGCGUAUAUGGGCAAUGCCUUUGGAAACCGUGCGGGCACCUUGCUCCAGCCCCCAUCGCUAGGAAAAAUACGCGAGCAUACGCAGGUCGCAGGUGCGGCGUCGCGCUACGCCUUACCCGCCAUGUCACAGACGCAAGUGUUGUUAGAUGUGAUCGGAAACUGCUUGUCUCUGUGCAUUGCGGUACCAACCGUUGCGAGACGGCUCGGGGAAGUUGUGAACAGCGACGUGAUCAAGCCGUUUUCUGAACGCGCUAUAUAUGCGCUCAAUCUAGCCGAGAGCUGGACUGAUGCAGGUCCGUUGCUCAAGGAAAUCCGGACGGCCGCUCACCCAACCGAAGAGAGCCAAAAGCUAGAUGCCCAUGGGGCGAGCAGUUCAUCUCGCCGAAACGGACUGCGGCGAUCGCAAACAUGGAACGCAAAGGCGUUGCGAACCAUCCGCAGGCGACCAGAUUUGACGACGACAUGUCUCUCGCGCAUGUACGACAAGUCAAACCACUUGGCGAGGGAGAAACCUGUACGAUUACUCGACGAGAGCGAGUGGAACGCCGUCGUUCGCCUGGUAGUAAACGCGAAGGUUGUAAUUGCCGAGCUUGAAAACUGCACAAAUACCGAGGAAGAAUGGAAACCGACUGGAGUGACGUCGCACUCGUCUUCGUUUUCACAAGAGUCAGUUUCGAUCUUGAAGCUUCGAGCUGCCCUCUGCGACCACGGGGCAUCAGCGUCGCAUCAACGCGCUGUCAUUGAAGCCGUCGGCAGGAUGCGAAGCGGCUGCCGCAUCUUGCGGGAGGAGGUGGUCGAACGUGGGAUCGCGGUGCUCCACACCGAAGUCGUAUUGCGAUGCUUUUGGGAAGCAAUGCAGACACUGACGAUCAACAAAAAAGUGAAGAAGACGGGCCUUUCAAGAAGUGCCAUUCCCGCCAACGAUGCGAUUCCCCAUGUAAACGGGACGGGCAUCUCCAAGGUGGCCCCCAUUUUCAAGACAUCCAACUUUCAGCUCUCUGAUGCCGAGCGAAGCAGCGAAGACACCUCUGUCGCGAUGUGCGAAUAUGACGAGUUUGGCGAUCGAAUCGCCAACGAAAACGUCACGGAUGUUGAUAUCGAGGACUACAGCUUUCCCUCGACGGCCGUCUUCGAGGCAACCGAAUGGAAAGCCCCACCGCGUGACAGCAGCAUUCGCUCUACUACGGACGAUGUAAUGCUUAGCGCUGCGCAGACGCAAGCGCUAACGGACACAGACCGGCGCAUCGUGGCGCGGGGGCGCGCUUUCGGUGAGGAGCUUCGCAGCAAAGACGAGGUCAUUAAGUGCAACUUGUCGGUGCGCGAACGGCGCUUCAUCUUUUGCGAAGCAGACGGCGGUGUGGCGGCAGGUAUUCGGGUUGCGGGGGAACUCGCAGGAAAAGGCGAUCGGGACGUCGCAUCAGGGGCCAGAUUGUUUCUCGACGCAGCCGCAACUACGGGAGCUGUGGCUUUCGGCUGGCCCGUGGUGGAAAGUGACUAUUCUGUUGCUGAAGGAGCGAGUGCUAGCGGCAGCGAGUGCCGGACGUUAUUGUACGCAGCAGGGCUAAUGUAG